Messenger RNA from Pelobates fuscus (common spadefoot toad), 2745 nucleotides. RefSeq names its product diacylglycerol kinase alpha (gene DGKA). The transcript is spliced from 25 exons. Bases 399 to 2639 code for a protein of 746 amino acids. Gene Ontology annotation, cellular component: plasma membrane. Gene Ontology annotation, biological process: lipid phosphorylation; intracellular signal transduction; diacylglycerol metabolic process. The record is from RefSeq and is a predicted model, not a curated record. Gene Ontology annotation, molecular function: calcium ion binding; ATP-dependent diacylglycerol kinase activity. Lineage: Eukaryota; Metazoa; Chordata; Amphibia; Anura; Pelobatidae.
AGUCCUCAGGCACUCCAGUGUUGUCACAUUGUGUGUUUGGGGGAGAGGCAGGCUCUCACAGGGUGUGAUCUCAUUGGAGUCCCUCCAGCUCCCUGACUCAAACCUACUUUAAUCUUCCCUGCUGCCUCUCAGCGAAAUGCAACCACUAUUGUCAGACUCACAAAGUUUCACUUCCUGGCUGGGCUUCGCUUUGCAUUAUAGAAUUUGUUAGCCGCCCACUUGUUUCUCUUUGCUUUGGGUCUCUUUAUAGGGCAUUUUUUUGUUUUGUUGUCACGUCCUGUUUGGAGGCAGAGAGAUAGAAGGUAACAGAUUGUGGAAGAGGACUCUGCAGAGUACUGAAAGGCAGAACUUUCACUGGAGGGGUUUCAGAACUAGAUACAGGCUGUCGCAGAGCCAGUAUGAGUGAAGAGAACAAGGAGUGGGCAAUUUUGAGCCCGGAGGAGUUCACCCAACUGCAGAAGUACAUUGAUUACAUCCCUAGGAAGGUUCAAGAUGUUCUGCAGGACUUCAGUGGGGAUGGUACAUCGCGCCAUCUUUUGUCGGGAGAGUCAAUAGAUUUUGAGGGAUUCAAGUCUUUUAUGAAAACUUACUUGGAAGUAGAUGACCUAUCCUCUGACCUCUGUGAGCGGCUCUUCAUGUCUUUCCAAACAGUCCCAAGUCAAGGCAGUACUAGCAAUGAAACCCAUGUGGAUGGUAACAAAGAAAAUCUCCAAGUUAGCCUGAAUGAUGUCUCCUGCUACUUUUCAUUACUGGAAGGGGGUACAGCAGAGGACAAGCUCAAAUUCACCUUUAAACUGUAUGAUAAAGAUGGAAACGGACUACUGGACAGCUCUGAGGUGGAUCGCAUUAUCACACAAAUGAUGCGAGUGGCUGAGUAUCUGGACUGGGAUAUCACUGAACUCAAACCGAUGCUAGAAGAGAUGAUGAGACAAGUGGACACCGAUAAUAAUGGAAUUGUCUCCUAUGAAGAAUGGCUAAAAGGAGGACUGACCACUGUGCCUCUGCUAGUGCUGUUGGGAAUGGAAGUUAAUAUAAAGGAUGAUGGCCAACACUUAUGGCGUCUGAAGCAUUUUAAUCGUCCUGUGUACUGUAAUGUUUGCGAGGCGUUACUUUUUGGAGUCAGGAAGCAAGGUCUCUGCUGCACUUUCUGUAAAUUCACCGUACAUGAGAGAUGUGCUCGCAAAGCGCCUAAUUCCUGCAUCAGCACAUAUGCUAAAUCUCGGAAGGAUGCCAGUACCCAGGCCCAUGUUUGGGUGAAAGGAGGUUGCGAGGCAAGCAAGUGCGACAAAUGUCAGAAAAAAAUAAAAAGCUUCCAAAGUCUUACUGGUCAACGCUGUGUGUGGUGUCACGUAAAGGUUCACGAUGAUUGUGCUCAACUUGUUGCAUCACGGUGUGAUGGAGGAGCACUGAAAGACCAUAUAUUACCUCCUGCUUCUAUAUACCCAGUUAUACUGGAACGGCAAAAUAGCCAGAAGAACCUAUUAGGUCCCUCAGAGGAAACAUCACAAGCAUUCAGCACAUCAGAAGGGCAGGCAUUGCGUGUGGUCCCUAUACCAGAUACCCACCCAUUGCUUGUGUUUGUCAACCCAAAGAGCGGAGGGAAACAGGGUGAAAGAGUUUUAAGGAAAUUUCAGUAUCUGCUGAACCCAAGGCAGGUCUAUAACCUUGGAAAGGGAGGGCCAGCCCCAGGACUUAAUUUUUUCCGUGAUGUACCUGAUUAUCGUAUAUUGGUGUGCGGUGGGGAUGGAACAGUUGGUUGGAUCUUAGAUGCUAUUGACAAAAACAACCUUCCUCUGAGACCGCCUGUAGCUGUGCUGCCCCUUGGCACUGGGAAUGACCUUGCAAGAUGUCUGAGAUGGGGAGGAGGAUAUGAUGGCGAAAAUCUGGGAAAGUUCUUAAAGGACAUAGAGAUUAGUACAAUUCUGCAGAUGGACCGGUGGAACAUUGAAGUUGUCCCUGAAAACCCCACAGAGAAAGGGGAUCCUGUUCCCUAUGAGAUCAUAAACAAUUACUUCUCUAUUGGAGUGGAUGCAUCCAUCGCUCAUCGAUUCCAUGUUCUGAGAGAGAAAUAUCCUGAAAAAUUCAACAGCAGAAUGAAGAACAAGUUGUGGUAUUUUGAGUUUGCUACAUCAGAGACUGUUUUCUCAACGUGCAAGAAACUAAAAGAGUACGUUACAAUCGAGUGCUGUGGUUCUGCGCUGGAUCUCAGCUCCGUGUCUCUGGAAGGAAUUGCUGUAAUCAAUAUUCCAAGCAUGCAUGGGGGCUCCAACCUGUGGGGAGAAACUAGGAAACCUCUGGGAGAAGCUCGCAAUGCAUCAUGUCAAAACCUGCCAGAGGUUAUCACUGACCCAGAUGUUCUGAAAUCCUGUGUACAAGACCUCAGUGACAAAAGGCUGGAGGUGGUUGGUCUGGAGGGAGCCAUGGAAAUGGGCCAGAUCUAUACAGGACUGAAAAGUGCAAGGAAAAGAUUAGCGAAAUGUUCAGAGAUUACUAUAAGAACUACAAAGCCACUUCCAAUGCAGAUUGAUGGAGAGCCUUGGAUGCAGCCGCCAUGUACGAUUACAAUCACUCACAAGAAUCAAGCUCCAAUGCUGCUGGGUCCUCCACCGCGCUCAUCAAGCUUCUUUUCCCUUAAAUAAGCAGGGUCAUUUAUGGAAACCCCAGAAAGUAAAUGAAACACCAAUAAGUCCAUGGAUCACCUGUAAUAUCUUAUCACCACAGCUUCACGCUACAGUCACCAAGCUG